Ornithorhynchus anatinus (platypus) is the source of this 657-nucleotide messenger RNA. RefSeq names its product chromosome 16 C1orf232 homolog (gene C16H1orf232). Bases 1 to 549 code for a protein of 182 amino acids. The record is from RefSeq and is a predicted model, not a curated record. The transcript is spliced from 4 exons. NCBI's taxonomy places the organism in Eukaryota, Metazoa, Chordata, Mammalia, Monotremata, Ornithorhynchidae.
AUGAACCAGACCUUCUGGAAGACCUACAGGUCCAAGGUCCUGCAGACAUUGGGCGGCGACACGGAGGAGGUGCCAGCUGAGGAGAAAGACGGCCCGAGGCAGGAGGCUCUGGAGGCCCCAGAACUGGCAGAGGAGGCUGCCAAUGCCGUAUCCCAGCUGGCCCGCCGGGUUCAGGGGGCCGGGGUCAAGGGCUGGAGAACCAUGUCGUCUCUGUUCAGCAAAGAAGACGAGGACAAGCUGCUGCCCGCAGAGCCCCGCGCUGACCACCCCCUGGCCACGCAGCCCCCAGAGGGUCCGGAGGAGAGGAGAGGGCCUGGUUUCUGGGACUCCUUUGCCUUCCGGUGGCAGCAACAGCAGCAGGAGCAGGCGGCGGCGGAGGCGGCGACCCUGAAGCCGGAGGGUCCGGCCGAGCCGGGAGCCGGGACCGCCGAGGAGGAGGCCGGGGACCCCGCGGACGCCCGGGACCCCGAGGAGCCCAGCUUUAAGUGGGGCUUUCUGACCAACAAACUUGCCGAGAUAAGGAGCAAGGCCUACCCCAAGGAGACCUAGCUAGCAAGUCGCUCCCUCGUCCUCUAACCUUUCCCUGUCCGGGGGGGAGGCUGGGCUGGCCACGUGCUCCCCGGACCCUACCCCAAAAUCCCAUAAAAGCCUCCUGCG